Molecule: messenger RNA, 1347 nt
Organism: Aspergillus melleus
Lineage: Eukaryota; Fungi; Ascomycota; Eurotiomycetes; Eurotiales; Aspergillaceae
Product: DNA-directed RNA polymerase I subunit RPA43
Exons: 1
Coding region: 1-1347 (448 amino acids)
Biological process (GO): DNA-templated transcription initiation
Cellular component (GO): RNA polymerase I complex
Source: RefSeq, a predicted model, not a curated record
AUGGCAGUCGACGAAAUGGAAAUCGAUUCGAACCCGACGUCUCACUCCGUCCAGGAGCCCGAGAAGGAACGCAAGCGCAAACACAAGAACAAGGACGCUUCUUCAUCGUCACCGUCGAAGAAGAAGCGCAAGCAUGACGCCAACAAUUUGAUCGCGGACGAAUCCAGCACGCGCGAAAAGAAGAGCAAGAAAUCCUCGAAAGACAGCAGCAGCAAGAGCAAGAAGUCUUCUAAGUCCAAGUCCGCCGCUGCGUCUACUCUCGAUUCGCCCUACACCCUGACCACCGCGACGCUCUAUCUGCCUCUCUCUCCCAUCUCGAUCUCCCCGACUCAUGCGCUGGCGUCUCUUAUGGCGGAGCAUCUCUCUCCGCUGAUCCUCACCUACUAUGCUCCCCUGAAGGGCGUCGUCCUGGCCUACUCCAACCCCACGAUCUCCAGCACCGACCCCGCCGAGUCCUCCAGAUCCGCGUCCGAUCCGAAUCCGGAGCCUCUGACCCUCGCGAAGACGGCUGGCGAGUACGGCGUCCUGUACGUCUACCUGACCGCUACCUUUCUGGUGUUCCGGCCCCAGCGCGGCCAGAUCCUCGAAGGCUGGGUCAACGUGCAGUCCGAGGGAUUCCUGGGCGCCGUGGCCCUGAACCUGUUCUCCGUGGGUAUCGAGCGCAAGAGACUGCCAUCCGAUUGGAAGUGGAUUGCACCCGGUGAAUAUGAAGAAGGGCAAGACGAUAAAGCCAACGGCGACGACUCCAUCAAGACUGAGUCCCAGAACAACGACAAUGACGACAACAACUCUUCCUCCUCCGAACCCUCGACCACCUUCGAUCCCGAGAAGGAACACUUCAAGCCCAUCACGCUGGCCUCCGACACCAACCCCCUCCUGGACACGGACGCGACGGCCGCUGAGUCCGACGAGUCCGCCGCCGCGCAGGGCUACUUCCAGUCCGUCUCCGGACAUCGGGUGCGCGGCACCGUGCGUUUCCGUGUCGUUGACGUCGACGUGAUUCCUGGCGCGGAGCGCGAUCGUGGCUUCAUGAGCAUCGAGGGCACGAUGUUGACUCCUGAAGAGGAGGCCCAGGUUGUCGAGGACGAGCGCAAUGGCGUCGUGUCCUCGUUUCCAGGCACCCCGCGGAGGUCGGCGAGUUUGCCGAUUCGGACGGAUCCGAAGACCACUACCGCCAUGUCUGGUGCGAUUCCGGAGUCCUCUUCGACGGCAGCAGAGGUAGAGGUCGAGGUUGAGGCUGAAGAGCCCGAACAAGCAUCCCCGGUCAAGAAGAGCAGCAGCAAGGAGAACAAGGAGAAGAAGUCGAAAUCGUCCAAAUCGAAGAAGAAGGAAAAAGAGAAGAAAUGA